ACAGGUUGUGGUGGAAUGCUUCAUGUAACGCCCAGUUGAACUUACAUAAAAUGCUUGGCGGAAAGCUCUCAAUCGUAGCCAUGGCGAAACCUCUCGCAGGUGAGUCCCUCUGGCCACCACAUGCUUUCUAGCUCUGAGGCAUCGUACCCUUAUUUCGCUGCCUUAUUUCGUACUUUGCCCUACUUUUUAGCAGUCAUCAGUUGCUACUAAUUUUGUGUGUGUUUUUAAUCUGAUUAUGAACUUCGAUUCUAUUAUUUAUUUAUUUAUUUUGAAACGUCUAUAAUGACCUGUUUCUGUUAUAUACUUUGGAUAUCAUAUGUGUGUUUCUUUUAUUUUUAUUGCAAUUGUUAAGGCAGAAUCCGUUUACUUCGCUAGGUUGUAGGUUUGUUAUUGACUUGAAUCUCUUGGGGCGUUAUAGAGUUUCUCUGUUUCUUGAAUUUGUGGACUCUGUAGACUUUUCAAAAUUAGGGUUCGUAUGCCUCUUUUUUCAAGUGAGGAAAGAUGGUUACAAACUUACAAUAGCAUAAUUGAAGGAUGUUGAUGUUCAUGAGUGAAAGAAUGGUUUAGGAAUUGAACCCACAUACCGUUCAAAACCACCGAUCCUUGUCUCCAUCACCAGUCAAACAGUAGCAUGCUACUAGUCAAAUAUAAAUGGAACAAAAAUGAAACAUGAUUGUUAAACCUUUUCAAAAGAAUUUUGAAGUACUUUAGACAAUUAUCAAACUUGGUUACUAUUUAUUGACAUCUACCCAAAUUAAAAAAUAUAUUCAUUGUCGUUCUUGCAAAACUGACAGGAUGAUAAUAAUAAUAUGUUAUGCCUGCAACGGGUACAUUACAUAAUAAUAAUACAAGAAUUUAAAAACUUGAGCAAAACAUAAAAACAAAAAUACAAUUCAAAGUUGUAUUUAUUUUGUUAAAAUAAGAAAACUUGGCUUUUUUCUACUGGACUUUUGUUUCUCCACCGAAUUUCAUGUCUUUUUCCAAGCAAUUAGGUCUGCAGUUCUACAAUCAUUGUCUUUUAAAUAUAAAGUCUUGAGGGUUAUUCCAUCUUACAUCCAACUUUCUUUGCAUUCGUUUCCUAUAACUUUGCCCAACAAAGAUUUGAUUUUUAUAGGAUCCUUCCUGCAUACCGUCAAUGGCGUCUUCUUCAACUUCAUUCAUUCACAAGAGUUUCAAAUAUGAUGUGUUUUUAAGUUUCAGAGGCAAAGAUACUCGUAGGAACUUCGUUGAUCAUCUUUACUCUGCGCUUCAGCAGAAAAGCAUCCACACUUACAAGGACGAUGAGAGAAUAAAAAGAGGGAAAAUGAUCAGUAAUGAGCUCAUCGGAUCGAUUGAAGACUCAAAAUUCUACAUCAUUGUUUUUUCAAAGAAUUAUGCAUCUUCUUCAUGGUGUUUGGAUGAACUUGUGAAGAUAAUGGAGUGUCACAAGACGACCGAGCAUACUGCUUACCCCGUCUUCUAUGAUGUAGAACCCACUGAAGUCCGCAACCAAAGCCUGGCAGUUGGAGAAGCCUUUGCAAAACAUGAAAAAGAAGAGGCUGCUGGGAAAUGGAGAGAGGCUUUGAAAGAAGCAGCAGAUCUGGCUGGGUGGGAGUUGAAGAACACUGCUCAUGGGCAUGAAGCUAAAUUCAUCAAACAAAUUGUUGAAGAGCUUUCACUAGAGUUACGUUCCAUCAAUUUUAGCAUCGAUGAAAAACUAGUAGGCAUGGAGACUCGAAUCAAGGAUGUCAUAUCAUCUUUAGGAAUUGGUUUUGAUGAUGUUCGUAUGAUCGGUAUCAAGGGGAUGGGGGGUAGUGGGAAGACAACUUUGGCUAGAGUUGUUUUUGAUCAUAUAUCCUGUCAGUUUGAAGGUAAAAGCUUCGUUGAGAAUGUCAGGGAAGUUUCAAAUGCUUCUUUGUCCGGUUUAAAGGUUUUGCAAAAUCAAAUCCUUUUAGACGUCUUAAAUGAUCAAAACAUCAAAGCAAGUAGUGUUCAUGAAGGGAAAAACAUGAUGAAGAGGAUGAUGCCUGGUAGAAAGGUUCUUAUUGUUCUGGAUGAUGUGGAUCAUAUAGACCAACUUGAGGCGUUAGCCGGUGAGCCUAAUUGGUUUAAGCGGGGAAGUAGAAUUGUCAUUACAACAAGAGACGAGCAAGUUUUGUUAGCACAUCGAGUGAACUUGAUUCGUGAUGUGAAUCUGUUAUUGCGUGAGGAAGCAUUUUGCCUCUUUAGUAGGUAUGCAUUUGGGAGAGAGAUUCCAAUUCAAGGAUACGAAUGGCUAUCCGAACAAGUUGUACGCUAUGCUUGUGGUCUUCCUUUGACAAUCAGAGUUUUGGGUUCAUUUCUUUGUGCUAAAAACAAGCUUGAAUGGAUAGAUGCCCUAGAAAGAUUAAAAACAAUUCCGCUAAAGGAGACACUAAAAAAGUUAGAAUUAAGCUAUAUCGAUUUAGAGGAUGAUUACAAGGAAAUAUUCCUAGAUGUUGCAUGCAUACUAAAAGGUUGGCCAAAAUACUUAGCAAUCGAAGCGCUUGAAAGCUGUGGAUAUCAUGCUAGAAAUGGUUUAAGAGUUCUUGAGCAAAAAUCUCUCCUAACUAUUUCUCAUGAUAAGCCUGAUCAUAAGUAUGUAGGCAUUGAUGACCAUAUCGAGUAUGUGGGCAUGCAUGACCAUAUGGAAGAAAUGGGUAAGAAUAUUGUUCGUCGUUUGCACCUGGAUAAGCCGCAAAAACAUAGUCGAUUAUGGAUAGAAGAUGAAAUUGAAGAUGUAUUGGUUAAUGAAUUGGGUACUAAAGCGACAAGAUGUGUACGGUUUUACACGAAGAAACUCAAUCCGGAAAUUAUUAUGAAAGGUCUUCAAAAGAUGAAGGAACUUCGAUUUCUUGCCAUGUCCCCAAAUUCUUUCGAUUCAAGUUAUUGUAGCCGUUUUCGUUGGAAUUGGGAUUUUGAUAAAGUCAGCCCAUACUUUCCAAAUGUUUUACGAUAUCUGCGUUGGAACCAUUAUCCUUUUACAUCCUUACCUAAAACAUUUCAAGUAAAUAAUCUUGUUGCUCUUGGAAUGGCUUAUAGCGAUAUCGUACAACUAUGGGAAGGGGACGAAAGAAAGGUUCUUAACAAACUCAGAUUCCUUGACCUUAGUUAUUCAAUGUUGAGGACCCUUGACCUUGGUCUUACUCCCAAUCUUGAGGCGUUGACUCUUGUACAAUGUUAUAAUUUGGUAGAACUUCACAUGCCUGUUGAAUGUUUAAAGCUCAAAUCUGUCGAGCUCAGUGGUUCUAAGUUUAGGACCCUAGACCUUGGGUUGGCUCCAAAACUUGAGCUGUUAGAUCUUGAAAACUGUAGGAAUUUAGUAAAACUUCACAUGCCCAGUAGAUGUCUAAAUCUCAGAUCCCUCAAACUCACUACUUCAAGGUUGAAGACCCUUGACAUUGGGCCGACUCCGAAUCUUGAGUAUUUAAAUCUUAAAGGAUGUUAUUAUUUGGAAAAAAUCCAGAUGCCCAAUGAAUGUCAAAAGCUCACAUCCCUCAACAUUAGUCAUUCAAAGUUGAGGACCCUUAACAUUGGGCUGACUCCGAAUCUUGAGUAUUUAGAUCUUAAAGGAUGCCAUUAUUUGGAAAAUCUCCUCAUGACCAAUAAAUGUCAAAAGCUCGCAUCCCUCAACAUUACUCAUUCAAAAUUGAGGACCCUUGAUCUUGGGCUUACUCCAAAUGUCAAGAACUUAGAUCUUAAAGAAUGUUGUAAUUUGGUAGAACUUCAAGCUCCCAUGGGAUGUUUAAAAAAACUUGUCUCCUUACACUUAAGUGAUCGCUCGAGGUUUAGAUCAUUUUCGUUUCAGAUAGAUGACGAUACUUCUUGUAGUGUGGAUGAAUUGCUUAAGGUUGGUCCUCUAGCUGAGCUACAUCUGACUGCGAAAUCCAUAGAAAGAUGCCCAUUUCACCCUGAAAAUAUUAUGCCAAAGUUUCAGUUUACAUAUUUUUAUAAAGAUGUACCUUUAUUGACUAGAAAUCUUGAGAAGCUUAUUUCUGUUGGUCUGUGUGCUUGCACAAACCUUGAGACGUUCUCAGGAAGCAUUUGUGGGCUACAACAUCUAAGAAUGCUUAAACUUCAAGGCAAUAUUCCUCAGGUGCCCAAGGAUCUUGACCAGUUAGAAUGUCUUGAGGAGCUAAGUUUUUCAUAUACAAAGAUUAAACAUCUUCCCGAUAAUAUUUGUAUGCUGAAACAUCUGAAAUCUCUCGAACUUAUAUCAUGUCGACGUCUUGGUAAGCUACCGGAUGAUCUUGGCCUUUUAGAAUGUUUAGAGAAGCUAACUCUGUCAUUUACAAAGAUUAAGUAUCUUCCGGAUAGUAUCUGUAUGUUGAAAUUUCUGGCGUCUCUUAAACUUACUGAUUCCUCGUUGCUUGAGAAGUUACCUGAGGAUCUUGGCCAAUUAGAAUGUUUAGAGAAGCUAAUCCUAAGGGAUUGUAAAUUUUUACAAGAAAUCCCGAGCAGCAUCUGUAAGAUGACAUCUCUAAAAGAGUUGGAUAUAGAAGGUACAUGCAUAAGUCGUCUUCCACAGAGCAUUGUUUUGUUAAAAGGUCUGCAUAUUAUUGGGUGUAGAGGGCUUCUUGAGUCGUGUGGUUUUACAUCCAAGAUUCGAACUUCAGCAAACAAAAGGUUCUGCUUCAUAGACAUGUGAGUAACUCAGGCACCCACAGCAGGAGUCUCCUCUACAAUGCUCAACGGAUGAUUUUGAGAAGCAAACAAGGCCCAAGAAAA
Lactuca sativa (garden lettuce) is the source of this 4725-nucleotide messenger RNA. RefSeq names its product disease resistance protein RPV1. Gene Ontology annotation, molecular function: ADP binding. The record is from RefSeq and is a predicted model, not a curated record. Gene Ontology annotation, biological process: signal transduction; defense response. NCBI's taxonomy places the organism in Eukaryota, Viridiplantae, Streptophyta, Magnoliopsida, Asterales, Asteraceae.